CAAAGUAAUGUGUAACGCAACGCCUCAGCAUGUUAACGCGUUGAAAUACUUUACAGCCCUGUUUUCUCGAGAGAAAGCUCCAAAUAAGCGUCGCAAGCCCGAGAAUCUCAACUCGCGCUUCGAUCGCAUGAUUCACACUGUCAACGUUAUCCACGCCCCUAACUCAGAACGCGAACCUAAGCGUCGAAGAAGGGGAUCUUCUACAAGUGGCUCGUCAUCGCUCACUGGUUGGGAAACCCCGAAGACCCCAAUGAAUGCAUAUAGCGAGCUCGAGUGCGGGCGGCUUGGCCCUGAGUUUUCUGUCGCCAAAAUGAAGGGCAAACCAAAGUAUGACACUCUCGAGGAUCCAGAACUUCAUUUCUUCAGGUCAAACCACGCAGAAGAUGUGGAAGACGUACCAAUGUGGCUCUCAAACACAGUCGCUACUUUGCAGUCUAAUCACCCCCUGCGCGACCUCAUACCUGCUUCAUCGGAAGCGCAUAUACCUCGUCAAACUGCUUCUACGCAACACGAAGACGAUGGCUCACUACCUGGACAUUCUGUGCAUUCGCCUUCAGGUCAUGUUGCCGCAGACGACGAUAUUUUCGUCUUUCGUCCACCUACUGCGCAGCCCCAGCUACCUGCCCCCGAGGAACAAGUUUCGUUCCCCGUUUCGUUCCUCGUUCCUAAUGUUUCCAAAUCCCCUGAAUUGGAUGCUGAAGAUGCAUAUCUUCCCGGAUUUGGGGACGCUGGAUGGUCUGGACGCUUUUGCUCGCCUGCUCACUCUCUUGCUCGCCCAUCCGCUCGCUCACCUGCUUCGCUUCCCAUGGAUCAUAAUCUCCAUGUCUCUAGAGAAGGGACCACAAGCUAUGACCUCAUUUCUGCACCACCAGUGCACCCUCAGUCUGCUGCUUUCUACCGGCCCUUGAUUGAGGAGGUCGGCGGGCCCGCCGCAUACCCGCUGCCCUUCUCCGAACCCGGCCCUCUCGCUCGACCUCGCGGUCUCUCUGCUACUUCUCUUUCAUCUCCAAUCAGAGAGCCUUUAUCGCCUGUCUUAGAUCUGGCACUGCCGACCCACGAAAAUAUACCCUUGCCCUUUUCGAUCCCUGGUCCGCUUGCCCCUACACCGGCCCCGCAGAAUAUAUUUGCUCCGAAGAGUGUCCUUGCGGCUUCUCACACGCGUUCAUCCUCGCCAUCCGCCUCCGGCAUUGUACAACACCAACGCUCAAACAUCUCCGCUGCUGUAUAUUCACGGCCUGGCGCACUGUCGGACUUGAGCCUUCCUCCAUCUGACCCCGAACCUUUGUCUUCUCCGCCAUCUAGAACUCAGAAUCUGCUGCAGACUCGCCACAGUGCAGCCCAGAACAGCAGCGUUCCUCGGCAUCCUUUCUCAACUCCUGGACCUGCUGCUCGAAUAUACUUCGACUCUCCAGCUGAAGACCCUAUCGGCUCUGACCCCCUGGGUCCUGAAGACUAUGAGCUCCGUCUGGACUACGAGGAACUAGACUUUCGCUGGAAAAGGUUUGAUCGCGGUACUCCGUUGACUACUCUCGCCGACCACGGAGACCACGAAGACCAAUAUCAUGUCGAGCAAAUCAACGCGUCAGGCUCGGACUAUCCCCUGCUCAGCAACUUUGAAAGAAAGGCAGCUUCGAUAGCGACGACGGAUGAAGACUCCUUGGCGGAAGACUGCAUACAGGAUGGUAACGUUGACAACGCAGUCGAUCUGGUACCUGGCUCGCCUGCCGUUCAUGAAGUACCUGAGCGCCCAAAGGCCGCAGAAGACCGCUCACAUGCCUAUGCUUCUGCCCCAACAGCCAGAUCUGAAUGUGUUCUGAAAGACCCGCGUAUUGAACGUCCGGCUUUUGCGCCGGCUCCGGGUAUCUAUAUCUCCCCCUUACGUACUUCAAGUAAGGGAGCCGAGAGCGCAGACGAAUAUUCUCGUGCAAACGUGCGCGCAUCAUCCACUACUGAAGAUGCCUUAGACGAGGAGCACGAGAUUCUUGAGUUUUCUUUGCCGAGGACUCCAACAAGAGCGGCCACUGGCGGGGCAGUUCAAACGACUCCGCGCAAGAAUAGAGCGCAACGUUCCAUCUCUAUUCCGCCAAUAGCCGUACUACCUCGCACACCGAGCAGAGAAAGCGUAAAAGAUCCCGAACCGCCGUCGCUAUCCCAGGUGUCGAAUGAUACUAUCGAGUCCUGGAGUGCACCUUGAAAUUAAGUCGCGUACCCCGUGUGUUGUUCGGAGUGAGACCAUACCUGUUAGCAGCUCCAGAGGCAAGAACGUGUGAAUGUACAUUGACUCGAGAUUUUCAGACAGAUAUGAGCCUGAACUUGUGAUGCAGACAAGAAUCACGCGAGGUAUACACGCCGUCGAACCUAAGUAAAGAGGGAGCGCUUCGGAGCUAGCGUGCGGCGCCAUGUUCGCGUGCUCCUGCCGGUGUCGUCACGCACAUCAAGCCUUAAGGCCUCUCCUUCUCCUUCUGCUCUCUGAGACAACAGGGACGGUGGAGUGCCCGAAAGUUCCUCGCUUCAUGUAAAUGGAGAAACCAGCCUUGGACCAGCCGCGCAAGCCGUGUGUUGAAUUCGGGCCGCCUAAAACUCUCAGAGACUGUGUUCGGUGCGUCAUCUCAACAUGGGAU
Molecule: messenger RNA, 2621 nt
Organism: Phanerochaete carnosa HHB-10118-sp
Lineage: Eukaryota; Fungi; Basidiomycota; Agaricomycetes; Polyporales; Phanerochaetaceae
Exons: 2
Coding region: 8-2194 (728 amino acids)
Source: RefSeq, a predicted model, not a curated record